Trypanosoma rangeli is the source of this 375-nucleotide messenger RNA. RefSeq lists its product as uncharacterized. The transcript has a single exon. The record is from RefSeq and is a predicted model, not a curated record. Bases 1 to 375 code for a protein of 124 amino acids. NCBI's taxonomy places the organism in Eukaryota, Euglenozoa, Kinetoplastea, Trypanosomatida, Trypanosomatidae.
AUGUGGAAGUGCGUCUUCUCCUUGGCAUCUGCUCCUGAGAGAGGGCGGGUGUUGUUGUCGCUUUGCUCCACAGAGGUUCUUUUCCGUACAACUUUUGUCCUUGUCGCAUCCGUUGCUUUCCUUUGCGCCGAGUGCAUUGGCGGCUGCGCGUGCGGCCGUGCACUCUCACCGGCGCUCGCUCCGCCCCUUUUCUGCUUUUUCUGCAGAGUGUCCGUCAUUUUUCCCUCCCUUUUUCUCUGCUGUAGUAAUCCACAGGCCACACAGCAAGACAGUCGCAAGGCAGCGGGUAUGGCGGUGCGUUGGGGGGCGGCGAGGCAGCUGCGCGCGGUUGGGCUUGCGGCCCUCUGCUGCGUUUGCACCGGCGUAAAUGCCUAG